Messenger RNA from Sabethes cyaneus, 477 nucleotides. RefSeq lists its product as uncharacterized. The transcript has 2 exons. The record is from RefSeq and is a predicted model, not a curated record. The coding region runs from base 1 to 477 and encodes 158 amino acids. NCBI's taxonomy places the organism in Eukaryota, Metazoa, Arthropoda, Insecta, Diptera, Culicidae.
AUGGCCAAAUUCAUCAGCUUUGGAGUUGCUCUGCUGGCGGUAGCAGUCGCUUCCGUUCUAGCCGAAGAUGUCGAGCAACCGGCGGGCAUCGAAUCCCGGAUUGAGAUUGUGGAAGACAUCGCCGCCUUCAAGGCGGCCCACCCGGACCUGGAGCUGGUUCCGAUGGAAGUUUCCCGAAGCCCACGGCAGCAGAUUGUUUACACCCUAGGAGGACGGGUUUCUGGUGACCGGCUGGUUGGAACCAGUCAGGACAGCCAGUCCUGGAGUACUCCGCAGGAUGUCACUCUAACGCUGAGCUAUCCCCAGUCCGGAACUGGAGCAGUAGUCAGUUACGUUCAGGUUGUGGUGAAUCAAAGUUCUAGCUUGGGACAGGGAUAUGUCGUUGCCGGAGGAAUCGGUCAGCGGUACAUUCAAAUGGUUAUUGUGGCAUACAAUACGACCUUCUUUAAUUAUGUUGCCCAAAUCUACGGCGUGUGA